UUCUUCAAGGGGAUAUGAAAAUACCAAUUUGACGAGUGUUCACAAAGAAGAGGAGGAAUUGCCAGUCCAUUCACCGUUGACAUUACGCGCCAAAAGUAGUUAUUCAAAACCCAUUCUUUCAAUUUCUCCUCCCGUUUCCGUGGCAACCAACCAGAGUGAAAAAAGAAGCAAUAAACAACACUCCACCUAUUUAAUGAUUCGAUGGAGAACCGCAUCAACCCCAUACCCAGUGAUUCGUCGUUUCCUCUGUACGUUUCGCUGUAUCUCUACUCUCUCUCUGCCGAUCCAGGAGACCCCUCAAACCCAUCUUUUCCAAUGCAACACCAGGAUUCAGGAACUGGGUCGACUUGGGCGAGUCGAGGAAGCCCGCCGAGUGUUCAAUGAAAUGAUUCAACGAGAUGUUGUUUCAUGGAACUCGAUGAUUAAUGGGUAUUCCCAGAAUGGAAGAGUGGAUGAGGCUAGAUUGCUUUUUGAUGCUUUUGUGGGUAAGAAUAUAAGGACUUGGACGAUUUUGUUAACUGGGUAUGCGAAGGAAGGGCGAAUAGAAGAAGCUCGGGUGGUGUUUGAAUCAAUGCCGGAGCGUAACGUCGUUUCUUGGAAUGCUAUGAUUAGUGGAUAUGUGCAGAAUGGUGAUUUGAAGAAUGCACGAAAGUUGUUUGAUGAAAUGCCAGAGAAAAAUGUUGCAUCAUGGAAUUCGGUUGUCACUGGGUAUUGUCAUUGUUAUCGGAUGAGUGAAGCGCGUGAGCUUUUUGAUCAAAUGCCUGAGAGGAACUCGGUUUCUUGGAUGGUGAUGAUUUCUGGAUAUGUUCAUAUAAGUGAUUAUUGGGAAGCAUGGGACGUUUUUGUGAAGAUGUGCAGAACUGUGGUGAGACCUGACCAGUCAAUAUUUGUGGUUGUUCUCUCAGCAAUUACUGGUUUGGAUGAUUUGGAAUUGAUUGGGAGUUUGCGGCCAAUUGCAAUCAAGACAGGAUAUGAGGGGGAUGUGGUUGUGGGCUCAGCAAUAUUGAAUGCUUAUACAAGGAAUGGGAGUUUGGAUUUGGCAAUGCACUUUUUUGAAACAAUGCCAGAGCGAAAUGAAUACUCUUGGACCACAAUGAUAGCAGCUUUUGCACAGUGUGGUAGAUUGGAUGAUGCAAUUCAACUGUAUGAGCGAGUCCCUGAACAAACUGUUGCCUCGAAAACAGCAAUGAUGACAGCAUAUGCCCAGGUUGGAAGAAUUCAGAAAGCCAGACUUAUAUUUGAUGAGAUCCUGAACCCGAACGUGGUUGCAUGGAAUGCUAUUAUUGCUGGAUAUACACAGAAUGGAAUGCUUAAAGAAGCAAAAGAUUUGUUUCAGAAAAUGCCUGUAAAGAAUUCUGCUUCUUGGGCAGCCAUGAUUGCUGGGUUUGUGCAGAAUGAACAAAGCAGAGAAGCUUUAGAGCUGUUAAUUGACCUCCAUAGAUCAGGUUCUGUUCCAAGUGAUUCCAGUUUCACCAGUGCUCUCUCUGCAUGUGCCAACAUUGGAGAUGUUGAGAUAGGUAGAGUAAUACACUCACUUGCAAUUAAAUCAGGGUGCCAAUUCAAUUCAUAUGUAAUGAAUGGGUUGAUCUCCAUGUAUGCUAAGUGUGGGAAUGUGGAAGAUGGUUCUCAUGUCUUCAGGACAAUAAGAGUGAAAGACACAGUGUCUUGGAAUUCUCUCAUCUCUGGACUUUCAGAGAAUUACAUGUUGGAUGAUGCCCGUGUCGUUUUUGAAAAGAUGCCCAAACGGGAUGUUGUGUCUUGGACUGCGAUUAUAUCAGCUUAUGUGCAAGCAGGGCAUGGAGAAGUUGCCUUGGACUUGUUCCUCGACAUGUUAGCCAGAGGAAUAAAACCAAACCAAUUAACAGUUACUAGCCUUUUAAGUGCUUGUGGGAACCUGGGUGCCAUCAAACUGGGGGAACAGUUCCAUGCCUUGAUAUUUAAACUUGGAUUUGAUACAUUUUUAUUUGUUGGAAAUUCUCUAAUAACAAUGUAUUUCAAGUGUGGAUAUGAGGAUGGCUUUUGUGUGUUUGAGGAAAUGCCUGAGCAUGACUUGAUCACAUGGAAUGCAGUUUUGGUUGGCUGUGCACAAAAUGGAUUAGGUAAAGAAGCCAUCAAGAUUUUUGAACAAAUGGAGGUUGAAGGGAUUUUGCCUGAUCAAAUGAGCUUUCUUGGGGUUUUAUGUGCUUGCAGCCAUGCAGGGUUAGUGGAUGAGGGGUGGGCGCAUUUCAAUUCCAUGACCCAAAAGUAUGGGAUCAUGCCAUUGGUUUAUCACUAUACUUGUAUGGUUGAUCUUCUUGGGCGGGCUGGAUACCUCUCUGAAGCUGAGGCUCUAAUCGAGAACAUGCCUGUAAAGCCGGAUUCUGUAAUUUGGGAGGCUCUACUUGGGGCUUGUAGGAUCCAUCGUAAUGUUGAGCUUGGCCAGAGAGUUGCUGAAAGGCUUUUUCAGAUGACAAAACCAAAAUCUGCGACAUACAUCUUAUUAUCCAAUUUAUAUGCUUCUCAAGGUAUGUGGGACAAGGUAGCGGAAAUACGAAAAUUGAUGAAAGAUCAGGGAUUGACCAAAGAACCAGGAAUCAGUUGGAUACAGGUCAAGAACAAGUUGCAUUGUUUUGUUACAGGGGAUAGGACACAUGAUCAGAUUGAAGAGAUUUACUCAGCACUGAAGGAGUACUAUGGAUGCUUCAGAGCAACAGGUUACAUGCCAGACACGAACUUUGUUCUUCAUGAUGUGGAAGAAGAGCAAAAGCAGAAUGAGCUUCUCUACCACAGUGAGAAACUUGCUGUUGUCUUGGGAAUCUUGAGCACGCCAAAUGGAUCACCCAUUCAGAUUAUAAAGAACCUGCGUAUUUGUGGUGACUGCCACACUUUCAUGAAAUUCAUGUCCAAGGUCACCCUGCGUAAGAUCAUUAUUCGAGAUGGAAAUAGAUUCCACCAUUUUCGCGAUGGUUCAUGUUCUUGUGGGGACUAUUGGUGAGUUUGUCAUGGGUGAGCAUUCUUGGAUGACCAGGGACCCACCCCGGUUGUAGCUUAAUGGAUCAGGAGUCAAAAUGGCUCAAAUUCAAAGACUUGCUGGAUGAAAAGUUUUGGACCGCGACAAAGCUUCAAAGUUUAAAGAAAUAAACCAGUCUGCUUUUUGUGGGGAUGCCUUUGGACACACUUGAUGAGGGGACCAGGUUGCAGUGAAGAGAAAAUCAUUAUCCUAACAUUGAACUUCUACAAGAGCCGUAGGAGGAUGAAGGGGGUAAUCUUCCUAAGUCCAUUACUUUGGCAUGCAAGCAAGGGGGGGAUUUGUUACUUAGAACUAACCUUGGUAGCAAGAAGUGGCAGUGAAGACUUAGGGGGCUCAAUUUUUUAUUUGCUAAGGUCUCGGGAUGAUGAAGGUCGAAGCAAAUAUGGAACAAGUCUGGAAGAGUCGGACGCUAUUUUUGUGUUCCUGAGCUAUAUUGCUGAAAACUGACAUUAGUAUCUUUUGUGAGGGACAGGUAUUGCGACCAUACUUCCCCCAAAAGAGAUGUUAGUUGGCAACCUGGCAUUCAUGCUUUGGUUUUUCAGAAAAACUGUUUCUCUUGCUUUGUGGAAAAUGCUGAUAAAAGAUAUAAAUACUUCUCUAGAAGUGUAGAUAAGAGCCUUGGCAGUUAGGAGAACUUUCAUUGCUUCA
Vitis riparia (riverbank grape) is the source of this 3658-nucleotide messenger RNA. Its product is annotated as pentatricopeptide repeat-containing protein At4g02750-like. The record is from RefSeq and is a predicted model, not a curated record. Gene Ontology annotation, biological process: RNA modification. Gene Ontology annotation, molecular function: protein binding; RNA binding; zinc ion binding. The transcript is spliced from 3 exons. Lineage: Eukaryota; Viridiplantae; Streptophyta; Magnoliopsida; Vitales; Vitaceae. The coding region runs from base 194 to 2974 and encodes 926 amino acids.